Molecule: messenger RNA, 2815 nt
Organism: Abrus precatorius (Indian licorice)
Lineage: Eukaryota; Viridiplantae; Streptophyta; Magnoliopsida; Fabales; Fabaceae
Product: ATP-dependent DNA helicase Q-like 5
Exons: 20
Biological process (GO): double-strand break repair via homologous recombination
Cellular component (GO): cytoplasm; chromosome; nucleus
Molecular function (GO): nucleic acid binding; ATP binding; four-way junction helicase activity
Source: RefSeq, a predicted model, not a curated record
AUGGACUCCGAUUCGGAUUCCGACGGGUCUUACGUCUCUGCAACUCCACCAAGACAAUCAACUCCGCCGCCGCCGCCGCCGCCGCCGCCGCCACUACAGCCACCUCUUAUAGUUUCCUCUAAAUCCAGAAUCAGAAUCAAACCCUCAAGAUCCAAAACACUCCCUUCCAAACCCUCCAAAACUCCAUCCAAACCCGACCCGACCCACCAAGACUCUUUCUCCCUUCCCACCAUUCUUCCCUUCCAAAUUCGGCGACCCUCUGAUUGCAUUUCUGCGCCGUCAACUUCUCUCUCCAUCGAAACCCUCCCCGCCGGCUUCUUCUUCUCCAACUCCGCUCACUUCUCCAAGAUUCGAAGACCCCUCGGCAAUCUAGAAGUUUAUGGAACCGAACCGCUUCUUAGACCCAAGGUUGAGAGUGGCGAAGCUAGGAAACAGGGAAAGAAGCUGUACCCUAAUUUGAUAGGUGCUAGCGCGCCAAUGCCGAAUGUGAAGUUGCGAAACAGUGGUGGUGAAGGGAAUUAUGUGAAGCUGAAUUUGAGUGGAAAGAGAAGGAAGUUUGUUAACAAGGGAUGGAAGAAAGGUGGAAAAUUUGGUCAUAAAAGGUACAAGAGAGGUAAGGGGAAAUUGGAACGUGAAGGGGAGGAUCAAGAGGAGCUGGCUGGUUUGGCUGCAGAAAGUGGACAAUUGAAGCAAAGGGGGUGUUGUGGGACAAGACAGAUUGAUUGCAAUGCAGUGGAUGAGGCUGUAGCGACAGCGCGUGUUGACCCUUCGGAUGAGAACUUGGUGAAGUUGUUGAAAUUGAUUUAUGGAUAUGAUUGUUUUCGAGAAGGGCAGCUGGAGGCAAUCAAGAUGGUUCUUGCUGGGAAGUCAGGCGUGCUUGUUUUGCCGACCGGUGCAGGGAAGUCGCUGUGUUAUCAGUUGCCUGCUGUGGUUUUGCCUGGGAUUACAUUGGUUGUUAGUCCAUUAGUGGCCUUGAUGAUUGAUCAGUUAAGGCAAUUGCCUCAAGUGAUUAGGGGUGGUCUUCUAUCCAGCACUCAGACAACUAAAGAAGUCUCUGAGUCGCUCAACCAGCUUCGACAAGGUGCAAUAAAGGUGCUUUAUGUUUCGCCAGAGCGGUUCCUGAACGAAGAGUUUCUGUCAACUAUUUCUGCUAUGCCAGCCAUCUCACUUGUUGUUAUUGAUGAAGCACACUGCAUAUCUGAAUGGUCUCACAAUUUCCGACCUUCGUUUAUGAGACUUAGAGCAUCUCUGCUUCAUAAAACACUUAAUGUUGGUUCAGUUCUUGCAAUGACAGCAACUGCUACAACCACAACUUUAGAUGCUAUCAUGUCUGCUCUAGAUAUUCCUUGCACAAAUCUUAUUCAGAAGGCACAGUUAAGGGAUAAUUUUCAGUUGUCAGUGUCUUUGGUCAGAAAUAGGCAAGUUAGUAUAUAUUAAUACUUUGAACGUAAUAGAAUGAAAGACCUGCUGAGUUUGAUUAAGUCUCCUCCUUUUGCGGAAGUUCAAAGCAUCAUCAUAUACUGCAAAUUUCAGUCUGAAACUGAUCUAAUUAGCAGGUAUUUGAAUGAUAGCAAUAUCAUGGCAAAGAGUUAUCACAGUGGUAUCACUGCAAAGGAACGUAGCUAUGUACAGGAGUUGUUUAAUUCCAACAAGAUCAGAGUGGUUGUUGCAACUGUGGCAUUUGGCAUGGGACUAGAUAAAAGAGAUGUUGGAGCUGUAAUUCAUUAUAGUUUGCCUGAAAGUCUGGAAGAGUAUGUACAGGAGAUAGGACGUGCUGGAAGGGAUGGGAGGUUGUCAUAUUGUCACCUAUUUUAUGACGAUGAGACUUAUUUCAAACUUCGUAGUCUAACACAUAGCGAAGUAGUAGAUGAAUAUGCAGUAAACAAAUUUCUGUGUGAAGUGUUUCCUGCUGACAAAAAUUCCUGUGGGAAAAUCUGUUCAUUAAUCAGAGAAUCUGCUUCACGCAGGUUUGACAUGAAAGAAGAGGUGAUGCUCACACUCUUGACACGCUUGGAAUUGGGUGAGGUUCAGUACUUGCAGUUACUUCCACAGAUAAAUGCGACUUGCACUUUGAGUUUUCAUAAGACUUCUCCACCAGUCCUUGCUCAAAAGGCUUCUGUUAUAGCUGUAAUUCUAAAAAGGUCCGAAAAUAAGCAUGGGCAAUAUGUUUUUGACAUUCCAACUGUGGCAAACGACAUAGGGGUUACAGCAGUUGAAAUAACAAAUCAGUUGUACGACCUGAAGUUGAUGGGAGAAAUAACUUAUGAAAUGAAGGACUUGGCCUACUGUUAUAGGAUUGUUGAAGUCCCAACAGACUUAUUAUGUCUAUCAGCAGAUAUUAUCCGAUGGUUAUCAGAAGUUGAAAAUUGUAAGGUAAGAAAACUGGAUGUAAUGUUUAAUGCUGCAUACUUCGCAGUAAACCUAUGUGAUAAGAUGCAAGGUUGUAGUAGUGCUGAUCACACACCAUGCUUGCAAAAGAAAAUAAUGGAUUACUUUGCUGGAGUCGAUAAUACUGAUUUCUGCAAGAAAAUUGGUCAAAGCAGCCCUUUCCUGCGGGCAGAUAUAAAGGUCUUUCUACAGAGCAAUUCACAGGCUCGAUUUACACCAAGAGCCAUUGCGAGGAUAAUGCAUGGAAUUGCAAGCCCAGCCUAUCCUUCAACAGCUUGGAGUAGAACUCAUUUCUGGGGAAGGUAUACGAAUAUAGACUUUAAGGUGGUGAUGGAAGCAGCAAAGGGGGAACUUAAGAAUAUUGUUGAAAAAGAUAUGCUCUAGCCAUUUACGAUUGAUUUUACCAGCUGACAGAUUUGGAUUGGGG